Cyprinodon variegatus (sheepshead minnow) is the source of this 3182-nucleotide messenger RNA. Its product is annotated as zinc finger protein 37-like. Bases 112 to 2088 code for a protein of 658 amino acids. The transcript has 8 exons. Lineage: Eukaryota; Metazoa; Chordata; Actinopteri; Cyprinodontiformes; Cyprinodontidae. The record is from RefSeq and is a predicted model, not a curated record.
CCUUAUUUUAUUUACUUUUGUUCCCACACGGACUUAUUUUGUCACCGCACACCUGCAUGGACGUAUUUCCAUAAAAACAACUUGUUGUCUCUUAUCCUCUCUAAAUAAAACAUGUUUUACGGCAGCAGCGGUUCGGAUCCACUCCUCGUCCCUAAAAGCGAACUUCUGAGAGGAAUCAUCACCGAGAAGCUGAGCACCGCCGCCCGGGAGAUCCUGGCCGUGGUGGAGAGGACCGUAGCCGACUAUGAGGAGGAGGCUGCGGGUUUGAGGCAGGAGAUCGACCGCCAGAGGAGGCAGCUGGAGCUGCUGCUGCCCCGGGUCACAGUAGUACAGUACAGAGGAGAUCUACAAAGUCAUGAGGAGGCGGCAGUUUGUGAGAAACAAGAGGAGCAGGCGCUGCCACAGGACGCUGGUAUGGAGGCAGCUGAGGGUUCCUUUCUGCCUGGGAACCAGUCUGAGGAGGAGGAGGAUGAAGAGCCUGCGAUAAUCUCUGAACUGAUCCAAACAGACGUGAAGGACCCAGUAUAUCAAAUACCAUCAAGGUCAGCUCAGUCUAAAAAAACAAGACGGUGCUCAUCUUUAAAUAUUGACCGCAAAGGGCCUCUAAAUCUCCGGAUCCGGAUCCUGGAGGACUCUGAGACCGAGGUGCUCUCAAAUAACGUGUUUAAGAAGUGUCCGAUCUGGGACCUGCAGUGCCCUCAUGGUCUGGAGGAGGCGGCCUUUCUGGACCUGCUCAGGUCCACCUUCCCUCAGCUCUCUGCAGGGAAACCUUUUGAUACCUUAAUAACAGAUAGAGGAAGGAAGCUGCAGCCUCUGAGAGUAAAGACUCUGACUCCAGAGGAGAUCUACAGAGCCAUCAAAUCCAUCGGGAACUCAGCUCUCUACAUCCGCCUCAAGAAAGAAGAGGUAAAGACAAAGGAAGAGGGAGAAUAUCUGGGUACUGACCCUCCAACAGCUGAACCUGUGAUAAUGAAGAUUGAGAAAACUGCGCUCCACUUAAGCAUGUCACAGCAAAGUGUACCAGACAGCAAAAAGAUCUUUACGUUGAGCUCAACAUCCCAACAAGACCUCAAAACAGAAGAUGGUGAAAUUGAGAGUGACGUGCACUUCAUCAGUGAUGAAGAUGAGGGAUUGGCUGGAUAUAGGGAGUCGAACCCAGAUUAUGAACCACGCAAACAAACAAGAGAAGAGAAAUCAAGCAGUAAUAAGAGUGAUUUUCAAGAAAGUACCAAAGGAGAACAUGCUUGCAACAAAGACUCCAGUGGUGGGAACGACAGGGAUACAGACAAACCUGAGCGUAAGACACCGAAAAUGAGGAGAAAAAAAGAAGGAUGGAAGAACAGUAAGAAGAUUAGGUCUUGCACAGUUUGUGGGGUCACUUACAGAAAUUUGGGAAAUUUGCUUAAACAUACCUUGAACCAUCCCCUCAACCCCCAGAAUAUUUGUGGAGCCUGUGGAAAGGGCUUUGAAUCUGAGGACAACUUGAAAAAACAUAUCCGAAAGCAUAGAAAGUCUUACAACUGUCUGCAUUGUGACAAGUCUUUUUUCACCAGAGAAAGCCUCAGGUUCCACAUUCUUAAGGUUACAGGAGAAAACUUGCUUGAAUGUAAUGUUUGCAGUAAAACAUUUCCGAGCCAAAAACGGCUGAACCAGCACCGAUGGAUCCACCUAGAAAAUAAACCCUACAGGUGUGAUAUGUGUCCACAAUCUUUCGGUCUGGAGUCACGUCUCCGAGCUCACAGAAAGCGGCACACCAGCAAAGUUUUGUUCCACACAGGAGAGACUCCCUACAAAUGCAACAAGUGCGAACGCCGCUUUAAAUCUAGGAAUCAGCUUACCGAGCACAUGAAGAACCAUUCAGGCAUUAAAGAUUUCAUCUGUGGGGUUUGUGGCAAAGGUUCUUCGAAACACGAAUAUCUAAAAGUUCACAUGAGAACCCACACUGGAGAGAGACCCUACAAGUGCUCUCUUUGUGACAAAGCCUUCACCCAGAGCCCCUACCUGAAAAAACACAUGAAGACUCACCAGACUGAAGAGUCGCCUGCGAUCCCUCCCGCUACUGAAGAUGGUUCAUUUAGUCCGAAAUGAGGGACAGAUAUUACAUUUAUGCCUUCCUUUACUUUAUUGUUCAAAUGGUUUUUGAAUUUAAAUGUUGAUUUGAGAUUUUGUGAAAUGACAUGACUUUCCGAUUAAUUUUUCAAUCACACUGUCAUUGGCUAUGUUGACUUGGAGCAAAAACGUCCUUGGUCGAGAUUCCGACCUGGGGUCUUCCCAAGUGGAGAUGUUCCCCUCAUGCAUCCCUUGGUUCUCUCUUGGCAUGCUGGCUUCUUCACAUAGUCCAAAAAUAACAAUUGUUUGGUUAAUUGGCCUCUCAUAAGUUGUUCCAAGGAACAUAAGCUCUACUUCAACAUGUCACUUAAGUAGAAGUAAACUAAAUUUUAAUUCAGAAAUUACUCUGAAGACACGUCAGCGAACAGUUUCCUAUCAGAGGCCUAUCUUUGGUGUUAAUAGAUGACUGAGAGUAUUUAGACUGAUCUUUUUAAGAUGGCGUUGAAUCCUUCUUAAAGCAUCCGAGGUUCAUCAGGUGCAUUACCACAUCUAAUCUAUUUUUCUUAGAACAGUCCUUCCAGUGACAAUAUAUAUAGAUUAUUGCAGGCAUCCCCAAACUCGGUCCUCAAGGCCCCCUGUCCUGCAGGUUUUAGAGGUUUCCUUGCUCCAGCACAGCUGAUUUUAAUUGAAAGCUGAUUAACAGGCUUUUGGUCUACUGCAAUCAUUAUAACCAGCUGUGCUGAAGCAGAGAAACCUCUAAAACCUGCAGGACAGGGGGCCUUGAGGACCGAGUUUGGGGAUGCCUGGUUUACAGUAUAUACACAUGACUGGCAAAUGGUCCAGUAGGCACAAUAGAUGGGAAAUAACAUGAGAAAAACAAAACUUGUGUAUAAACAAGAGGUUUAUCUGCAACAAAUCUGUUGGUGUCUCAGGUUAAAAAUUUGUUCAAAAUAAUCCUGUUUUGCAGAAAUGUUAAAUUUUGUUCCUUUCUUUUUAUUGUCCUUAAACUGUCACAAGUACAGAGCAAUGAAAUAAAUUCCCUGCAUUUAACCCAUCCCCUUGGGGAGCAGUUGUCAUUGUGCAGUGUGGCGAUUAAGGGUCUUAAUCAGGGACCCAGAGUGGCAGUCUGUGGG